CCGGCAGUUCCCUUUCAAACCCCACGGCUCCACAACCCUAGUACAGGCGUGAUCCAUGGACACCGCGGCGGUGCCCGUGAAGCUCACGGAGGAGCAGCGCCGCCGCAUCGAGGCCAAUCGAAUCGCCGCCCUCGAGAGGCUCAAGCGCUCCUCCGCCGCCGCCGGCAAUACCCUUGACGCCGCCUCGUUCAGGCUCGCCAAAUGCCCAAGAAUCGUCCCCCCUCUGCCCCCGCGCACGCCGCCGCGGCCGCUUCCGCCGCCUAGGCCUCCGACGGGGUUCCAGGCGGUGCUGGAGAUUUGCAGCCCCGACGAGUUCCAGGUCACGGUGGGCCCAGCGGAGGGCAAGGCUUUCCCCGGGGAGGCCGACUGCCUCCGCGCCGUCGAGGAAUGCGUCGCUUCGGCUGUACCAUUCUCUACAACACAAAGUCAAAGCGGUCAUGUUUCUUCUGUCUUUAAGCUCAUGCACUAUGAGCUGGUGUUACAAUGCUUGAAGAAGUUGCCUGGAAUUGUUGUGCAAGGAAUAGCUUAUAAAACAAGACGCACUGUUCAAAAUUAUGCUACAGAGUGUGCUUCUGAUAAAGAAGUGGACGAGCUUCUCACAAAGCUGCCACAACACUUACGAGAUGCGCUACUACCCUUUCAACUUGAAGGUGUGAAAUUUGGGCUUCGAAGGCGUGGGCGCUGCCUUAUUGCAGAUGAGAUGGGGCUUGGCAAAACUCUCCAGGCAAUUGCAAUAGCUUGUUGCUUCAAGGAUGAGGGCUCUAUAUUAAUAGUCUGUCCAGCUGUUCUGCGUUAUACCUGGGCAGAGGAACUGGAACGCUGGGAUCCUUCGUUUCUGCCAAAAGAUAUUCACCUUGUGUUUGGCCGUCAAGACAGUCUUGAUUAUUUAGAUGCUUGUCCGAAGGUUGUUAUUAUUUCAUACAAGAUGUUAAGCCACCUUCGGAAAAGUAUGAUGACCAGGAGAUGGGCACUGAUGAUCAUUGAUGAAUCCCACAACAUACGCUGCACAAAGAUGAAACAAGAAAAUAACCAGACAAACGCUAUACUGGAACUAGCUCACAGUAUCAACCACAUCGUGUUGCUUUCUGGGACGCCCUCUUUGUCAAGACCUUUUGACAUCUAUCACCAGAUAAAUAUGUUACGUCCCAAUUUGCUUGGACAUGAUAAAUUUGAGUUUGCAAGGACAUACUGUUCACUUCAUGUUGCUCAAAGAUCUCACGGUAAAACCUAUCAGGACUUUUCAAAGGGUGCUCGGUUGACGGAGUUAAAUGUUUUGCUCAGUCAGACUCUCAUGAUCAGGCGCUUGAAGGAGCAUUUGUUGAAUGAACUGCCCCCCAAGCGCCGACAGAUUAUUAGGUUGAAGUUGAAGGCAUUGGAUACCAGGACAGCUAAGUCUUCUUGUAUCCAAGGGGUGGACAGUGAUGUAUAUAGUAGUUCUGAUACUCUUACAGUUGCCUCGCCUGAGAAAGGCAAUGACUAUGAAGAAGCGAGAGUGGGAAAAGAUGAUAGUUGCAAGAAAUCUCCAAGGCAUUUCUCCCCCCAGGAAAUUGGCAUUGCAAAAAUACCUGGAUUUAGUAAGUGGUUCUCAAAUCAUUUGAUACAUGAUGAUCUGGACUCCCAGUCAAGUUGCCAGAAAACGAUAAUUUUCGCCCACCACUUGAAGGUUCUAGAUGGAGUGCAGGUUUUUCUCUUUGAAAAGGGGAUCAAGUUUGUUCGCAUUGAUGGCAGCACAUCAUCUAGAGAAAGGAAAGAAGCUGUUGAUUCUUUCCGUCUAAAUCCAGAGGUAAAGGUUGCAAUAAUAGGAAUUACUGCUGGUGGUGUUGGUUUAGACUUCUCGUCUGCUCAAAAUGUUGUUUUCGUGGAGCUCCCAAGAUCAUCUUCAGACUUGCUUCAGGCUGAGGACAGAGCUCAUAGGCGUGGUCAAACCAAUGCUGUCAAUAUAUAUAUAUUCUGUGCAAAGAACACAUCAGAUGAGCCGCAUUGGCUUCACUUGAACCAGAGCCUGUUCCGUGUCUCAUCUGUGGUGAAUGGGAAAAAAGAUGCUAUAAGAGAAAUUGAGGUUGAUCACGUUCACAACUUUGGGGAAAUCAGCAACAGUAAGGAGAGACCACAGCAUGAGUUUCUUCCUUUGGAGAAUCAUGAUGCAGGUCUUCUGGAAAGUGGCACCAUGUCCGUCGACUGUCUUCCUAGCAUCAGCGAUAUGGAGUUUGAGUCAGAUUUCACUAUUAGGACUAUUCCUCUACAGUUUGAGGAUGAAGGGCUUCAUUUCGGCAUGCAAUGUAGUCCAGCUCCAGCAGCUUGCAGUAAUUUUUCUAUUUCACCAGCUUCCUUUGGUUCUUCAGUUACAAGAAGUAAAUCCAGAAAGGCUCGUAGGCGCUUUUUUGAAAAUUCUGAGAUUUUAGGUCUUCCAGGAACCGUUUCAGAUGGCCAUAUUCAAGUGGAAUAUAUGCGUUUUGAGGUUAGCCAUCACACAGGUCGAAUCCACUUGUACAUCUGUGUUCCAGGACAUGAUUCAAGACCCAGACCACUUUUUCAGAAUUUUCUGCCUGAAGAAGUAGAAUCACCUUUAGGGUUUAGUAGUGGCAAGAAAGCAAGUGGGCAGCUCUUGAAGAGUAAUCCAGCAUUUUGCAGUAUGUUCAAGGCAUUUGUAAAAGAAUGGUUAGCACUAAGACCAUUUGAUCAGAGGCAACUGCUGGGAAAGCCAUUACAGCUUCCAUUGAGUCUUGAGCUGUGCUAUCUGAAAAAUAGCAUCAACCACAAUACACAAGGAUUGAUUAAAGGGGGGAGUAAUAGGCGUAUAACUCCAUUGAGUGUUGUUAGUGAUCCAUUGCCCGAAAAUGCUGAAUGGAGAAAGGUGGUUCUACAUAAUGGCACUACUAAAGAGAGAGAGUACACUCAAGGCUGGACUACUGAUGAUGAGCCUCUCUGCAAAUUAUGUCAAAAACCUUGCAACGGGAAUCUUGCAAAAUCACCUGAAUAUUUUGAAGAUCUAUUCUGUGGUCUUGCUUGCUUCCAGCUAUAUAGAUCCAGAACUAGCAGCGGUUACCUGCGGCAGGCACUGUUUCAAAUAGAACAUGGCAUAUGUUCCCAGUGCAAGCUUGACUGUUGCAAACUUGUCAAAUAUAUUAAACCCUUGUGCAAGCGAGACAGAGAAGCACACAUCAGGAAUGUUGCUCCAAAAAUUGCAAGUAGAAGGAAACUGCUAGAAAAGCUUGCCCGAGAGCCAAAAGAUGGAAAUGCUUGGCAUGCAGACCAUAUAGUACCUGUAUAUAAAGGAGGAGGAGAAUGUACGCUUGAGAAUGUGAGGACGCUUUGUGUGGCUUGUCAUGCUGAGGUCACCAAAGCUCAGCAAAAGGAGCUAAAAGAACUAAGAAAGAAGGCAAAAGAGCUGCUGAGAAAUGCCAUUAAUCAGCAGAAGGAUGAUGCAAAGGCAAGUGAAGUGACAGAAGAUGACGACCAAUUUCUGCUGGUUGCAGUCCCUGGCAGUGCCUACUCGUUAGUACCCUAGGCUCCUGAUACGGCCAGCAAAUAGGUUGUUACGCCAAUAGAUCCUACACCUGGAACCUGGUCCAGUUUAACUUCACAAAAUGACAGCCGACAGAUUUUUUUGCAUAUAUGUUGAAUGCGAUACUAUUGUAUGCAUCUGUGUCCGCUCGGCCACGUUGUAUCGGUUUUCGCCUGGUUUUCCGGUAAUUAACUGGGCAAUUCUCUCCUUAAUGGAAUAGGCAAAGCUUUUGCCUUGUUUCAAAAAAGAUACUUCUGUAUUUAUUUUCAUUUGGUUGCAAUCUGAUAACCAUCUUCAGUCAAACUUUUGUUGUCAACUGAAGAAGGUUGACCGAAUUAUGUGAAGAGUCAGGAAGCGACUGUUUUUUCCCUUGUCCCCGAAUGUGAUCAACGUGUUGCUUUGUUAG
Lolium rigidum is the source of this 3911-nucleotide messenger RNA. Its product is annotated as DNA annealing helicase and endonuclease ZRANB3. The transcript is spliced from 25 exons. Gene Ontology annotation, molecular function: nucleic acid binding; ATP binding; endonuclease activity. The record is from RefSeq and is a predicted model, not a curated record. The coding region runs from base 56 to 3508 and encodes 1150 amino acids. Gene Ontology annotation, biological process: DNA repair; replication fork processing. Gene Ontology annotation, cellular component: nuclear replication fork. Lineage: Eukaryota; Viridiplantae; Streptophyta; Magnoliopsida; Poales; Poaceae.